Molecule: messenger RNA, 2613 nt
Organism: Ceratitis capitata (Mediterranean fruit fly)
Lineage: Eukaryota; Metazoa; Arthropoda; Insecta; Diptera; Tephritidae
Exons: 3
Coding region: 957-2354 (465 amino acids)
Source: RefSeq, a predicted model, not a curated record
UAUUUUAUUUGCUUAUAUAUUUUUUAUUUUCUAUUUAUAUAUUCUUUAUAUUAUUGCGUUCUUCAUACUAUUUGUGUAAUUUCUUCCAUCUAAUAAGUGGAUGUUUUUGCUUGAAAAUUUUAUUGUUAAACAAAUUCAACUGCACCCAAACUCUCUUAACGAAAAUUCCUCAACAUUUAGUUUUUUGAUACUCAUAAAAUCGCUUUAAAAAUCAUUUUAAUUAUUAAAAAUAAUAUCCUUAUCAAUUUCCAAUUUACCACAAUACUUCAAAUCAAUUUAUUGUUUUUUUUUCAUAUUGAAAUUGUUUUUGGUAGUCAGAGAAAACUAUCUAUCCUGCCAAUAGAAUAUUAAUAUACUAAUUACUGCUCGUCACGAAAACUUAUAAUUGCUUUCAUGUCACGCCAUUUGUCACACACACAUAUCAUAUGUACAUAUGUACACGUAUAUACCAGUAUUUAUAUAUGAAUGUAUUUCCAGCAAGUUAAAUAAAAAACUUUCAAAUGAUUAAUAGUUAGAGACAUACAUAUACUCGUAGUAUAAUCAAAGCCGAUUAUCAACGGUCAAUGUGAGUGCCUGUGAAUACCCUAUGCGGUAUGAUUGCCUGAUUGAACUGCUGAUUGUAGAGACAACACGUUGAUUGCAGUUUGACUGUUCAGCAAUUUUUAGACAGUAGCCUGUGGGAAGCUGUAUCGAAUGCAUUUUGGUAGUUGAGAUGAAGGGGAAAAAAAUGUUCAAUGAAAGUUCCUCAAAAAAAAAAUAAUAAUAAUAAUAAUAUUUAGCUAAAUAAAAUUAUUGAAAAAAAACAAAAAGGAUUUAGUUUUUCAACUGGCUGUUUCUGCUUUGCGGUUACAAAAUAUUUAAAGCUUGACGAUCACUAACAGUAUUCUGCAAGAAACCAGAAAAACCAGAGGGAGAAUUAUGCUAUCACGUAUAUUUGAGUUUGCAAACAGUAGAAUAUGUCUGAGCUUUCAUCAUUGAAAGCGUUACUUACUUCUUGGGGUCUGCCGGAGUUAUUUGCACAAUUUCAAGAUGAAAGCAUUGACAUCGAAGAGCUAAAAAUGAUGAAAAGCCAACACAUUACUGAGUUCCUACGUUCUCAUAAACUCGGCACACGCAUACGUUUUGAAUAUCAUUUCGAGCGUUGGCGUCGUGAUCAGAACAAGCCUUUAACAGAUCCGGUGAUGCCGAAUUGCACACAUACACAUUACGCAUGCUCAACGCCGUCACACACAACAGACUUGUUGAGGCCCGAAGCAAGGGAAUCUACUGUUGCAAGUAAUAAAAAUCUACAAACACGUGCUACCAACACAGCAGCGGUGUCUUACGUCAGUGUAGCGACGAAUACUACAGCUGAAUUGACAUUUAAAGCGCCAAGACUUGAUAAAACACCAACGCCGCCACCCCCGCCGCCACCGCCACCGCCACUAUCAAUACAACUACCACCGCAGCCGCCACCAGCACCACUACCGACGAUAUCACCAAAGCUAUCGCCCCCGAAAGUACUACCAUCAGCACCACUACCGCCGUUAUCUAAACCUUCGUCACCAACACCGCUUCCGGCUAUUAAGAAUUCGUUACGUGAAAUGCCGAGACGUAGUGUACGUCAGGUCAGCAGCAGUGUGUUGGAGGUAAGUGGCAUGGUGGAGAUACCGAAAGCAUUUCUAUUAUCACCAACAACAACAACAUCAACAACAACAGCGACAACAACGACAGCGACAGCCAUGACAGCACCAACAAUAACAACACCAGCCGUCACAACGACGUCAACAUCCAAUGGGCGCCGCUUUUCGGUGCCAUUCACCGACGAUCCGGACGACGAGCAUUUGGAUAAUGGCCCAAUCUUGCAUAUUAUCAACUCAUCCGGCGCCAAGGGUCAGUCUCUGCUCGAUUACUAUGCGCAACAUAAGAAGUUUACCAACACACAACGGUCUCUCCUCAUACAGUUGAUUGUGAAUUUCUUCGAUAUGCAUGAAUAUCAUUUAUCGCUGAAGCUCAGUCACAAUUUGGAAGAGCAGAUACUGCGUUUGUUCCCGAGCGAAAAAUUGCAUUACUAUCGCACGGAGAAACGUGGCAAAAUCUAUGUGAAAUUCUGUAAUAUGAAACGUUACAAACGUGAUAGACCAGCGGCGAAACGCAGGUGUUUGGAUGCAGAGGAUGGUGCUGUUGAGAAUGGUGGAGGCGCUGACGGUGAAGCCGCGGACGGUGGUAUGGUAAUGGAGCCAGAGGUUGGCAUUGAAUGUGAUGAUGACGAGGAUGACAAUGUGGAUUUCAUAUCCUGGCAACAACUCAUGCAGCAGCCAGAAGGUGAGGUGCAAGUGAAGACUGAAAUGUUAGGCGAAAGUGAUUACCAAUGACUGGGGUUCCUUGGCAACUUCAAGCGAAAGUUGUACGAAUAAUUACACAUUCAAAGUAAGAGAACUUCAAAAUAUUUUUCACGCCAGUUUUAGGUGUUAACCAUGAAUUCCAUUACUUUAUAUUAUUUUUAAGCGCAGUUAAGGUUAGAUUAGACGAAAGUUUAUUUUCCAAUUUGAAUUGUAACAAUUUAUGUGAGGUAAGAGCUUAGAUGAGAUAUCUGUAUAUGACUAAAGAUAAUAAAGUCUUUUGAAUAACUGC